CUUCAACCUCAAAGGGUCGCCAAGUACAUAAGAGUAUCUACUGAUCCUGACAAUCGUUUCAUCGGUGAUAUUUCUCAACGGGCCCUAGUCAAUCUUUUAUUUUCCUUGCGUUUUUUGCACUGUUCGCUCAUUCGGUCCUUCUUUGUCGCGGGAAUUCUACUGUUUUCGCUCGUUUCGUCUCUUGACUUGGUAUAAGUCAUCUGUGAAGGACAAGAACGGGCUCCUUACGAUCGCAACGGGAAAAGUCGCCACGGCGAAGUUCUCUGCGUUCCGUUCGUUCUUGUCUUUCCGUCCUGUGCGCCUAGAGCACGCGUGUUCUUCGGAUAUCAGCUCUCAGGAGAAACGUUCGAAGCGAAACCACGAGCGAAGGGAGUUUCGAAGCCAGGUCAAGCCCAACACAUCCGCCGACGACAAGCACAAGAUCACCAUGUUCAAGCGCUCGUUCAGGUCGCACUCGACCAGCCAGGCUGGUGCGACGACCAUGGACUCGCAGUACAAGGUGGACAAGUCGGCGAGGCUGAAGCAGAAGGGCACAGCCUCGGCGAGCUCCGUACGGGACCCAACCAAGUUGUCGAAACUGCAGCGGUCGCUCACCGAACGCGAGGCCGCCUCGUCAUCAUCCUCGUCACGGCGGGGCGAUGCACACCAGCAGGCAAACCUCGCCCCCUCACCGAUCGUCACGCUCAUGGUCGGAGGGGAAGGGCGGCUGUUUGCGGCGCACGAGGAUGUCCUCUGCCAGAGCCCGUUUUUCAAGCAGGCCUUGCGCGGUGGCUACCUCGAGCAGUCGUAUGCGCAGUCCAGGAGAAUCGCGCUCCCGGAUGAGGAGCCAGAAGUCUUCUCGGCGGUCCUCGAGUACCUCUACAAGGGCGACUACUACCCACGUCUGCUCCACAACAAGCACCGCAGCUCUUGGGAGCUCGAGGACUCCAACACCACCACCACCACCACCGGCCGCACCUCGCGCCGAGGAGGCACACCAAACGCAUCACCCAACAUCGCCCACAAUGAAAACCACUACGGGGGUGGUCGCGCAGCCACGACGGGGUCUUCUGCCACCAGCACCCCGCGCAUCUCUGCGGCUGCCGAGGCGACAAUCUACCUGCCGAGCGCGGGCCACCACAUCCUGCGGGAUACCGUGGUGUACUGUGCUGCGGAGCGGUACGGCCUGGAGGAGCUGAAGCGGCUCGCGCUGCGGAAGCAGGGCCUCCAGACGGGCAUCGACGUGGGCACCAUCCUGCGCAGUGCCCAGUACUGCUACGCCCACACCCCAGACUCGGACAGCCGCCUGCGCGCCCACUACCUGGCGCUGAUCAUCCGGUGCCGCAAGACCUUCAAGCGCAGCGGCACCAUGCAGGCCGAGAUGGAGAAGGGAGGAGAGGGCUCCAAGCUGUACUUUGACCUCUUUGUCGCGCUGUGCAACCACCUUGACGAUGUUGUCGAGGCGGGGAACAGGGGCAGCCCGAGGACUAUCUAA
Messenger RNA from Cryphonectria parasitica EP155, 1474 nucleotides. RefSeq lists its product as uncharacterized. NCBI's taxonomy places the organism in Eukaryota, Fungi, Ascomycota, Sordariomycetes, Diaporthales, Cryphonectriaceae. The coding region runs from base 428 to 1474 and encodes 348 amino acids. Gene Ontology annotation, molecular function: protein binding. The record is from RefSeq and is a predicted model, not a curated record. The transcript has a single exon.